Molecule: messenger RNA, 3152 nt
Organism: Poeciliopsis prolifica (blackstripe livebearer)
Lineage: Eukaryota; Metazoa; Chordata; Actinopteri; Cyprinodontiformes; Poeciliidae
Product: mRNA (2'-O-methyladenosine-N(6)-)-methyltransferase-like
Cellular component (GO): nucleus
Molecular function (GO): mRNA (2'-O-methyladenosine-N6-)-methyltransferase activity; RNA polymerase II C-terminal domain binding
Source: RefSeq, a predicted model, not a curated record
GGUCCCUGUAAAGAUGUCUGAGCAGGCGGGGAGGGAGCGGAGCGGACGACUGAAAAGCAGCGCGGAGAAGCCCCAACUGUCUGCUGUUUCAUCACGCAAGGUCCACAUGAUUGUGAUGAACAGCUAAAUGUCCAAUAACAGCCAGGGAUCUGAAGGGGAGGCGGCCACCAUGGUGCCACCCUCUGGCUCCGCCUCCUCUCACGGACAGCCCCUUUCUCCGUCCACAACCUCCAAAUCACCUGAGCUUCCAGAUGAGUUGGUCCAGGCUGGAUGGUCCAAGUGUUGGUCCAGGAGGGAGAACCGGCCCUACUACUUCAACAGAUUCACCAAUCAGAGCCUGUGGGAGGUGCCUGUGCUGGGUCAGCAUGAUGUCAUUUCUGAUCCGUUGGGUCUGAACGCAGCUCCUGCAGAGGGGGGAGAUGGUAACCUUGGAAAUGGCCAGAGGAAGAGGAGGAGCUCUGAGGAGCAGGGGGCGGGGCCUAACAGUUUCAAACGAACAAAGGUGGAGCCGACCACACCCAUCUCUCCCAGCACACCUGGAGUCAAACCGUGGAGCCUUGCCCCCGAGGAGAAGCAGGUUCCAGCGACGACGCCCACCACGCCCAGCCCGGCGCCGGCCCCCUACCGACCAGCAGUGAUCUACUGGGAUCUGGACGUCCAGACCAACGCGGUGAUCAGAGAGCGUUCGGCAGCCAAUCACCUGCCGCCGCACCCCGAGAUUGAGCUGCAGCGAGCGCAGCUGGUCACCAAGCUGCGGCAGCAUUACCAUGAGCUGUGCCUCCAGCGAGAAGGCAUCGACCCGCCGCGGGAAUCCUUCAACCGAUGGCUUUUGGAGAGGAAGGUGAUUGAUAAAGGCCUGGAUCCGCUGCUGCCCAGCGAGUGUGAGCCCGCCGUCUCGCCAUCCAUGUUCCGGGAGGUCAUGAACGACAUUCCCAUCAGGUUGUCCCGGAUCAAGUACAAGGAGGAGGCCCGGAAACUCCUGUUUAAAUACGCCGAGGCAGCAAAGAGGAUGAUCGACUCCAGGAAUGCGAGUCCGGAGAGCAGGAAGGUGGUGAAGUGGAACGCCGAGGACACGAUGAACUGGCUGCGCAGAGAUCACUCCGCCAGCAAAGAGGACUACAUGGACCGCCUGGAACACCUGAGGCAGCAGUGCGGGCCGCAUGUCACGGCCGUCGCCAAAGACUCUGUGGAAGGAAUCUGCUCCAAGAUCUACCAGCUGUCGGCCGAAUACAGCCGCCGCCUGAGGCAGACGCACCUGAGCCUGCUGCAGGACCCCUCCACAGAGACGUGCGCGUCGCCGCCUCAGUCGCGGCUCGUCUACUGCUACCCGGUCCGGCUGUCGAUCCCGACCCCCGCCCUGCCCCGCGUGGAGCUGCACUUUGAGAACGACGUGGCCUGCCUCCGCUUCAGAGGAGAGAUGGUCAAGGUCAACCGGGGACACUUCAGCAAGCUGGAGCUGCUGUACAGGUACAGCUGCAUCGAUGACCCUCGCUUUGAGAAGUUCCUGGCUCGAGUUUGGUGCCUCCUGAAGCGAUACCAGGUGAUGUUUGGCAGCGGUGCUAAUGAGGGCAGCGGCCUGCAGGGGGCGCUGCCGGUGGCGGUGUUUGAGGCGUUGAACCGGCAGUUCGGCGUCACCUUCGAGUGUUUCGCCUCGCCGCUCAACUGCUACUUCAAGCAGUUCUGCUCCGCCUUCCCCGACAUCGAUGGGUUCUUCGGGUCCAGAGGGCCGUUCCUGUCCUUCAGUCCGGUCAGCGGCUCGUUCGAAGCCAACCCGCCGUUCUGCGAGGAGCUGAUGGAUGCCAUGGUGACGCACUUUGAGGAACUGUUGGAUCGGUCUUCCGAGCCGCUGUCCUUCAUCGUCUUCGUUCCUGAGUGGCGCGACCCGGUGACACCGGCGCUGACCCGAAUGGAGGCCAGCCGGUUCCUGCGGCACCAGCUGAACGUCCCUGCCUACGAACACGAGUACCGCUCCGGGAGCCAGCACAUCUGCAAGCGGGAUGACAUGUACUACCGGGCCGUCCACGGCACCGCCGUGCUCUUCCUCCAGAAUGAUGCCGGCUUCGGGAAGUGGGCUCCCACUCCGGAGCGUCUGGCGGAGCUGACUGCGGCGUACCGCCCCGCUCUGUCCCGCACUUCCUCCUUGUCGUCUCCUGGCCCCACCCAGUCCGCACCUGGAGACAGAGACUCUGCCCCUAAGGCCUCUGAUAGGACACAGAGUGCGAUGAUGUCACCUGGCGGCCAUGACAGCAACAACAACGGCAGCAGCAGCAGUAGCAGCCCUCAGGACAAGCUCACUGCGAUGUAGAGGGGCGUGGCCUGCAAUGGUCACGCCCCUAAUGUAAAUGUGUGUUUAUGAACAUCACCAGUCCCUCACCAGCACCUGUAGCACAUCCUCUACCACCGCCAUCAGGGGGCGGAGCAUCAUUUAAACUUCACUACGUCUCUUUAGUCUGUUGGCUGCUCUGAUUGGUUGAAGCUCACCUGAAGCUGAAUGAUGUCAGCAUCUGAACUGCUUCAGAGUUCCAGCAGUAAAAUCCAGAUUAGAGGGGUGUCCUCUGAUUGGUUGUUAUGGCAGCUAUCAUGUCUGGGACCGGGCCUAAAGCAGGGGGCGUGGCUUUGGUGGCAGAGGGGCGGGGCAUCAGGUAAUCCUGAAACCCAUUAGUCAUGGAAACGAUAUUUCAGUCCCAAUCCAGAUCUGUGAUUCACACGAGAUUAGAAAAUACAAGAUGUUAAGGUGAGCUUUAAUCUAACCCAGUUUAAUUCAUACCAGAUUGAUUUGGUGUGAAUUAAACCAAAUUAAUCCAGUUUAAUCUGAUGACCUCAAAUCUAGUUUGGUUCAGUUCAGCAUUUUUUUUUUUGUUUGAUUUCUUUGCUCCAUUACAAUCUGGUUAGAUCCAGUCUGAUCUAGUUUGAUUUGUUUGGACCUAAUCUGGUUCAUGUUGGUUGGAUCCAGUAUAUUCUAAUUUAAUCUAAAUAGAGCUGGUCUGAAGAGGUCUGGGUUCUGUAGGGAUGGGUGGGUUCAUCUGGAUUAAUCUGGAUAGAACCAGUUUUAUCUGGUUUAAACCGAUUUGUGUGGGCGUGUCCAUCUUUAAUAGGAAAAAAGUUGACUCCUCCCACUUCUGAGUGCUUUCUGAUUGGCUGGUGGUGGACCU